UAAUAAAAAUAAGGAUGAUGAUAAUAAAAAUAAGAAUGAUGGUAAUAAAAAUAAGGAUGAUGAUAAUAAAAAUAAGGAUGAUGAUAAUAAAAAUAAGAAUGAUGAUAAUAAAAAUAAGACUGAUGAUAAUAAACAAAAAAUCAGAAUUGAGAAAGCACCAAAAGUUAUCAAAACUAAGGAAGUUCAACUUCAAAAAGAUAUUUAUAUUUAUUCAAAUAAAACAAAAAAUGACGUGAAAAAAUAUGAAAAUAAAGAAAAUAUAAUUUCACCAAAGACACUAUCUACUAAACAUACAAGAAAUGUUGGAGAAGGUCCACCAAAGAAAAUUUCAAAAAUUACAAACAGAUCUGCAGCUUAUGACAUGAUUCACAAAAGGGUCUUAAGAGAAUUAAAUUCACAAAAAGAGCAACCAUGGAGAAUCAGAUCACGAUUACAAAGAACUCCAUCACCAACACAAUCAAGGGCAUCUGGAGCACGGAGUUCUCGAUCACAAACAUCACGAUCGCGAAGAUCUCGAUCACCGACAUCUCUAUCACGAACAACUUUUUUAAGAAAAUCUCGAUCACGAACCCCUAAAGCACACAAAUCUCGAUCACGGUCAUAUCGUGCACACAAAUCUCAAACGAGGGUAUAUGGAUCACGGAGAUCUCGAUCACUAACAUCACGAUCACGGAGAUCUCGAUCACAGACUACUUUUUUACGAAAAUCUCGAUCGCGAACCCCUAAAGUACACAGAUCUCGAUCACGGUCAUAUCGUGCACACAAAUCUCAAACGAGGGUAUAUGGAUCACGGAGAUCUCGAUCACUAACAUCACGAUCACGGAGAUCUCGAUCACAGACUAUUUUUUUACUAAAAUCUCGAUCGCGAACCCCUAAAGUACACAGAUCUCGAUCACGGUCAUAUCGUACACACAAAUCUCAAACAAGAGUAUAUGGAUCACGGAGAUCUCGAUCACUAACAUCACGAUCACGGAGAUCUCGAUCACAAACAUAUAGAACGCGAAGAUCUCGAUCACGAACAACUUUUUUAAGAAAAUCUCGAUCGCGAUCCCCUACAGCACACAGAUCUCGAUCACGAUCAUAUCGUGCACACAAAUCUCAAACGAAGGUAUCUGAAUCAUGGAGAUCUCGAUCACGAACAUCACAAUCGCGAACCCCUAAAGCAUACAAAUCUCGAUCACGGUCAUAUCGUGUACACAAAUCUCUAACGAAGUCAACUGGAUCACGGAGAUCUCGAUCACGAACAUCACGAUCGCGGAGAUCUCGAUCACGAACACCUGAAGCACACAGAUAUCAAUCACGGUCAUAUUGUGCACACAAGUCUCAAUCACAGACAAAAAAUAAUUAAUUUCUAUAUUUCAAUUCAUAAAUUACAAUCAUUUUAAUUUGUUUACUAACAUUACAUUACCUUUCAACGCGUAUUUAUGAUCAAUUAAUGGUUAACACCACGCUAGAGGCAGAAGAAAUAGACCUAUCUGUGAUGUUUUUUUUUCGGAAAAUAAAAAAAAAUAAGAUUUCUUUCU
Leptopilina boulardi is the source of this 1523-nucleotide messenger RNA. Its product is annotated as serine/arginine repetitive matrix protein 2-like. The transcript has 3 exons. Lineage: Eukaryota; Metazoa; Arthropoda; Insecta; Hymenoptera; Figitidae. The record is from RefSeq and is a predicted model, not a curated record. The coding region runs from base 362 to 1348 and encodes 328 amino acids.